Cladocopium goreaui is the source of this 1747-nucleotide messenger RNA. The record is from the annotation of a GenBank genome assembly. NCBI's taxonomy places the organism in Eukaryota, Dinophyceae, Suessiales, Symbiodiniaceae.
AGACACGCUUCAAAAAACGCCCAGCAGGGGUGAAUUCCCUCGAGAUGCGUGCGCGGCAACCGGUCAAAGCGCAAAUGAGAAAUUUUGACCUGAGAGAAGAGCUGAAAGCCACUGCGGACCGACGCAAACAAACGCAGGAACGAUCUGCAAUCAUAGGGCGAAAGACCACCACCGGUGGAGUUGCUGAUAUUGCUGCACAAUUGGCGGAGAUGUUCCCAGACAUCCCAGCAGAUACAGUCGAGGGCGCCGUCUCACAACUCUUCCGCAGAAAUGCAGAUUGCUCGCGACAGCAACUGGCAGAUAUGUCGUUGGCUGCACUGCUGGAAAUGGCCAGUACUGGACCUCAGGCGGUGACAAGCUUCGAGCCAGUGUGCACGUCAGAUUGUGUUGAGAACGAAACAGAGGCCAACCGACAAGUCCGACAAGUGGUUGUCGAGGAAGAGGAAGAGGAAGAUUUAGAUGCCUUGCUGGCAGACCUCUUUGGCCUCCCUGACAAUGAGAUGAAAGUUUGUGUCAAGACUUUGUGCGGCAUCUUGUCGCGCAUUGUUGAAAAACCAUCAGAGCCAAAGUUCAGAGAGUUGCGGAAAGGCAACGCGAGAUUCGCAGCGGAGGUGGGCUGUCACCCACAGGCACUAGCUUUGAUGUCGUACGCGGGUUUUGAGGAAGAUGCUGGUGCGGUGCUGAUCUUCAGGGGGGAUCCAAACCAGGAGCCCUUCAAGCGUGUCUUCGAGGCCUUGCAUGAUGCUGGAGAAGCCUUGUCACCAAAAGUGGCCCAGGCCAGCAGACCUCCGGUGCAAGCUGGCACAGGCGGCUAUCCUACACUGUCAAGGACAGAUGCCAGGCGGCAGCACAUUGCAGCACUGACUGAGAUGCGCUUGAAGGACCCACGAGGCUUCCAAGAAGCCCGGAAGAAUCGCGGCAACCGCGGGGUUGGUGGCGCAUUCGCAAGACCAGCCAGUCCGGCCGGUGCUGUACCCGGCCGACGAGCCCAGCACUUCACCCUGAAUGACCUGGAGAAGAUGCGAGUUGAAGAGGAGAUCGCUGGAAUGCCCAGCUAUGCUGACGAGUACCGGCUUUCACAUCAGUCAGCCCCCGCCACCAGCUAUUCAACACUGGUGGCACGGAGCUAUGACCCAGAACUCAUCGCCAGGCAAGCACUAGAUGGUACCAAUCGCUACCGCGCCUCCAAGGGCCUUCCUCCCUUACGCUGGAACGAUGGUAUUGCGCGCAUUGCUCGAGAACAUGCUGAGCAGAUGGCCUCGGGCGCUGCUCCAUUUAGCCAUGACGGAGUGGAUCAACGCUUUCGUGCGUAUCCUGUGGCAUAUCAAUCUGCUGCGGAGAAUCUCGCCCUCAACAAUGGCAUUGCUGAUGUUGCUGGAGCUGCUGUCAAGGGCUGGAUCAAUUCGCCCGGACAUGAAAAGAGACUGUGAUGACAUGUGGAUGACAUGUGGAUACGGGUUAGGGGAACAUCAGUUUUAACAGUCGUCAUGAAUUGCUGAUUCAUCAAGGUCAUAGGUUUGCAACUGUAUUCAAUCCAUACCCAUAUCAUCUGUUUUAUCCACCAAGAAGACAGACUCACAAAGGCGGCAUGCAAGCAUAAUGCAUCUUGGGCCUCUGCAGGAAUCUAAGUGGCCGGUUCAAUCUUUGCGGCAUUGGUGCUGCACGUGCUUCAAAUGGCACGUUUUACCUUACACAGCUCUUUGCAGCUGCGUAAGACAGCACUCCAAAGUGAUAAAACGUUGGUGUC